AUGAGGCAUACUGAUCGGGGUGCUCACCAGGAUGCGGCGGAAGCAGCAGGACGGACGACGGCGCCACUGCUCGCGAAGUCGCGGAAUCGAUGGAGAUCGGCGCAGGGCGGCGGGUGGGCGAGCUCGCGAGGAGACGAGACGGGAGUCGACGCCGAGCACCAGGGCCGCACAAUGAUUUUGGCUGGAUUUUUACAUUUCGAGUUUUUUUUCCUAACCAAUUAUGUCAAUUUCAAAUCAUCAUGUGUCCAAUGCGUUCAUGCCACUGGCCACCUCACCGGUGUUUGCAAAAUCACCGGAGAAAGCCGCACCGCCACGCCAUUGCCGGCGGCCGUGCCAGACCUGUCCCUCUCCUCCCCGGCAUGUCCGGCGGCACCGGCGAGCGUCACCAGCAGCGCCGUCACGGAUGUCGCCAGAGUGCAGCGGCGGCGGCAGCAGCAGCAGCAGCAGGCGGUGCAACGGAAGGCCAGGCGAUGCUGGUCGCCGGAGCUCCACCGCCGGUUCGUCGCCACGCUCCAGCGCCUCGACGGCCCACAAGCUGCAACUCCUAAACAGAUUAGGCUGAUGAAGGUUGAUGGUCUCACUGAUGAUGAAGUCAAAAGCCACCUGCAGAAGUACUGGCUGCACACGCGGCGGGCAUCCGACUGCGGUGGUGACAGCGGCGGUCUGUGGACGCCGCCACCGGAGCAAUACACCACCUUGCAGCACAACACGUCGCAGUCCGGCUCACUGCAGGUCCCUGCACUCACCGUGUCGUCGAGCCACGCCGUGUCGGUGACCGCUGGUGAUAGCUGCGACGGCGGCGAGGAGGAGGAGGAGGAGGAAGAGGAUGACGGGAAGUCGGAGAGCUACAGUUGGGAGAUGCAGAAUGGGGCAAGGGCAUCGUUAUCAUCUUGAGCACCAUUAAUUAAUGGUCUCCAGAUACAGCACAGCAGCACAGUGUCUGAAGAACUUAGGCAUAUUUCUGUACAGUGGUUGAGAGCUUUUUUGGGCGUUUUUUUUGGAGGAUGAGAUUAAGUACUGGAGUUAUCCAUGUGAGUAAUUUGAGUUGUUGUUGUAGAGCGUUUGAGGAUACG
Oryza sativa Japonica Group (Japanese rice) is the source of this 1073-nucleotide messenger RNA. Lineage: Eukaryota; Viridiplantae; Streptophyta; Magnoliopsida; Poales; Poaceae. The record is from RefSeq and is a predicted model, not a curated record.